AUGGCAGCUUCAAAGAUGGUAAUGGCGUCUCUGACGGCCAUUAGGCCUUUUAGUUGCGCCGCCGCAGCUUCAGCCUCGGCGUCUUAUCCGGGGCGUUUGGCGCCUCACACACCGGACCUUAUCAAAUGGGUCCGGCGGGAAGGUGGGUUCGUUCAUGAGGCUGUGAAGAUAGCUCAAGACACUUCCUUUGGUCUUGGGCUGGUGGCUACUGAUGAGAUUCCAAAAGGGUCUGAGCUUGUUGUUCUUCCUGAGCACGUACCCUUGAGAUUUGUCCCUCUUGAAUCCGAUAGUGGAGAUGGGGCUGACGCUGUUCUUGCUAAUUUGGCUCGCCAAGUUCCCGACGAGCUGUGGGCAAUGAAAUUGGGUUUGAAGCUUCUGCAAGAGAGAGCCAGAGUUGGAUCCUUCUGGUGGCCAUACAUUGGCAACCUCCCUGAAGCAUUUAGCGUACCUAUCUUCUUCCCUGGCGAGGACAUAAAGAAUUUGCAGUAUGCCCCUGUUCUUUACCAGGUAAACAAGAGAUGCAGAUUUCUUCUUGAAUUUGAACAAGAAGUGAGACGUGCUCUUGAUAAUAACAAACCAAGUGAUCACCCUUUUGGUGGCCAAGCUGUGGGUGCAUCAGCCCUUGGAUGGGCCAUGUCAGCAGUUUCCUCUCGGGCAUUCCGUUUAUAUGGUAAAAAGCUUGCAGAUGGCAACUAUGAUGAUGUCCCCAUGAUGCUUCCUCUUAUCGAUAUGUGCAACCAUAGUUUCAAGCCAAAUGCACGAAUACUUCAAGACCAAGAUGACAGGAACAAGAAGAUGCUAGUAAAGGUUGUGGCCGAAACAGAGAUUAAACAGAAUGAUUGCUUAGAACUCAACUAUGGAGGUUUGAGCAAUGAUCUUUUCCUACUGGAUUAUGGAUUUGUGGUACCUUCAAACCCUUAUGACUGUAUUGAGCUGAAAUAUGAUGGAGCAUUUUUGGAUGCUGCGAGUAUGGCUGCUGGAGAAUCAUCACCCAGCUUCUCUGCACCAGCUCCAUGGCAGAAAGAAAUAUUAUGCCAGCUAAAAUUAGAUGGGGAAGCCCCUCUUCUCAAGGUGUGCUUGGGGGGUUCAGAAGUGGUUGAGGGACGACUGUUGGCAGCCUUAAGAGUUGUUCUUGCCAGUGAUGUAGAAACAGUGCAGAAACAUGAUUUAAAUACUCUUAAAUCCAUAUCAGUUGAAGCUCCCCUUGGUAUUGCAAAUGAGGUGGCUGCUUUUCGGACCGUUAUUGCGCUAUGUGUGAUUGCACUUGGACACUUCCCAACCAAACUCAUGGAGGAUGAAUCCAUCUUGCAAAAGGGCGUUUCAGAUUCUACCGAGUUGGCUAUCCAGUUCAGAAUUCUGAAGAAAAGUGUCAUUAUAGAUGUGAUGAGAGAUCUCACAAGGAGGGUAAAGUUACUUUCAUCAAAAGAAACAGCCACUGCUCAAGGCUGAACUGUGACGGUAUAGAAAUCUAGAAUCAUUCUAAUUCUCACUUGUUUGUUCACAACUUCACUCGUGCUUGUUUUGCCUCAUAAUUACAAUUUAUUAUGUAAUCACUCGGUCUAGUAAUUUGAGUAUUAUGAUUCUGAAAGAUAGCCACGAUGUUCAGGUUUUUAUCAGCAUUAAAUCACAGGCCUUUUCUUCUCUUUACACUGAAUAAAUCAAACUUUGUAGAAUAUGCAGACAUUGUUGGUACUAUAUAUAAUUUGAAAUUUUCUGUU
This is a messenger RNA of Fragaria vesca subsp. vesca, 1718 nucleotides long. Its product is annotated as histone-lysine N-methyltransferase setd3-like. The record is from RefSeq and is a predicted model, not a curated record. Bases 1 to 1449 code for a protein of 482 amino acids. Lineage: Eukaryota; Viridiplantae; Streptophyta; Magnoliopsida; Rosales; Rosaceae. The transcript is spliced from 5 exons. Gene Ontology annotation, molecular function: protein binding; protein-lysine N-methyltransferase activity. Gene Ontology annotation, biological process: peptidyl-lysine monomethylation.